Messenger RNA from Wasmannia auropunctata (little fire ant), 8302 nucleotides. Its product is annotated as golgin subfamily A member 4-like. The transcript is spliced from 17 exons. Lineage: Eukaryota; Metazoa; Arthropoda; Insecta; Hymenoptera; Formicidae. Gene Ontology annotation, cellular component: small ribosomal subunit; ribosome; mitochondrial matrix. Gene Ontology annotation, biological process: translation. The record is from RefSeq and is a predicted model, not a curated record. Bases 335 to 8029 code for a protein of 2564 amino acids. Gene Ontology annotation, molecular function: L-glutamate gamma-semialdehyde dehydrogenase (NAD+) activity; RNA binding; structural constituent of ribosome.
AACCCGGUGUAGCGCGGUUCGGCCGACGGCGCGGUGUUCGCAUCGAACACGGGCAUCCGUGUGUUCCGUCGCAGUUUCGGCAAUUCGGCGCACCGGGCGCGUGAGGAAAAGGGAGAUCCGAGAGUCGCGUCGUACAUCCGGCGGGAUCUGUCAGUCGAAAAGGGCACCUCGUCUGCCCCUUCAAGUCGUCGUGUGUGACGUGACGAAGGGCCGCGCGCCGACGUCAUCCCUCUCUCUCUUUCUCUCUCCCUCCCUGCCUCUUCCCGUCUCUCUCUCUCUCUCUCUCUUUCUCGUUCCCCUCGCUACCCGUCCCCCGUCACCUCACCGCCGGAAGAUGUUGGGCCUGGUUUGUCGUCAGGCGUUGCUGGCGAAUACCCAAAAAGUCAGCAGCAGAUGCCUGGGCUCGAUAGUCCCGGUGUCGAACCCGCCGGACUUUCCGCUGGAGAAUGAGCCGGUCCUCAGCUACAAGAAGGGCAGCCCGGAAAGAGCGGAGCUGGAGAAGGUCUUGGAUAAGAUGAGCUGCGAAUACGAGGAGGUGCCGUUAGUUAUCGGAGAUGAGGAGAUCAAGACCAAUCUGUGCAGAUAUCAAGUCAUGCCACACAAUCACAAGGAAAAAGUCGCCAAGUAUUACUGGGCGACGCCGGAGCUCGUGAAGAAGGCAAUCGACGUCGCGGUGAAGGCGCAACGGGAAUGGGAGAGGUGGCCGAUCGAGAAUCGGUUGGAUAUGUGGUUGAGGAUAGCGGAUCUGAUGGCGACCAAGUACAGGCAGAGUCUCAACGCCGCGACGAUGCUCGGCCAGAGCAAGACCGUGAUCCAGGCGGAGAUCGACAGCGCGGCGGAGCUGAUUGACUUUUUCAAGAUGCACGCGUACUUCGUGAAGGAGAGUCUCAAGUACCAGCCGAUCUCGCCGGAUCAACAAACCCGCAACUCGAUGAGGUAUCGCGGCAUGGACGGUUUCGUCGCGGCGGUGUCGCCCUUCAACUUCACUGCCAUCGGCGGUAAUCUCAGCUACACGCCGGCACUGAUGGGUAACGCCGUGCUCUGGAAGCCGUCCGACACCGCGUUAUUGUCCAACUGGUGGAUCUUUAAAAUAUGCAGGGAGGCCGGGGUGCCGCCCGGCGUGGUGAACUUCGUUCCCUGCGAUGGACCGGUGUUCGGCGACACCAUCACGUCCUCGCCCCACCUCUCCGGGCUCAACUUCACCGGCUCGGUGCCGACGUUCAACCGCCUGUGGAUCCAGAUCGGUCAGAACCUCACCAAGUACCGGAAUUACCCGAAGUUGGUCGGCGAGUGCGGCGGCAAGAAUUUCCACUUCGUCCACUCGAGCGCCGACGUGGAGACGGUCGUCAACGCGACGAUAAAAAGCGCAUUCGAGUUCAACGGGCAGAAGUGUUCCGCUUGCAGUAGAAUGUACGUGCCGGAGUCUUUGUGGGGCAAGGUGAAAGACGGCCUCUUAGCUCUUCGUCAGAAACUCACAGUCGGUGACGUUCGAGACUUUACCAUGUUUACCGGCGCCGUUAUAGACGCCGUCGCGUUCAAACGGAUCUCAGGUUACAUCGAGUACGCAAAGAAGUCACCCAAGAUGGAAAUUCUCGGCGGUGGGGGCUACGACGAUUCGUGCGGAUACUUCAUCGAACCGACAAUAGUACAAUCCAAAGAUCCGAAGGAAAAACUCAUGACAGAAGAGAUAUUCGGCCCGGUAUUAACGAUAUACGUGUACAAGGAUUCUGAGCUGGACCAGACGGUAAAACUGGUGGAAACAUCCACGCCUUAUGCCUUAACAGGCGCGAUAUUCGCGCAAGAUGAAAAUUGGGCGAGGAAGGCACUCGAGGACUUUAAGUAUACUGCCGGCAAUUUUUACGUCAACGACAAAUCCACCGGUUCAGUGGUCGGCCAACAGCCGUUCGGCGGCAGUCGAAUGUCCGGCACAAACGACAAAGCCGGCGGUCCUCACUACGCUCUUCGCUGGGCGUCCCCGCAAGCCAUUAAGGAGACCUUUGCGCCGAUACGGGAAUACGACUAUCCGUACAUGAGAUCAAUGGCGGACGCUGCUCCAGCCGCACGUGGCGGUUUUCGCGGAGGUUUCGGUUCUCGCGGCGCGGGAGAUCGCGGUGGCCUGAGGGGUCGAGGCAGAGGCAGAGGCAGAGGACGCGGUCGCGGACGCGGGAAGGAGGACAGCAAGGAAUGGGUUCCGGUUACGAAGCUGGGCCGUCUGGUCAGAGACGGCAAGAUACAAUCGCUCGAACACAUCUACCUGUUCUCUUUGCCUAUCAAGGAGUUCGAGAUCAUCGACAGAUUCCUCGGGCCGGAUCUGAAGGACGAGGUCUUGAAGAUCAUGCCUGUGCAGAAACAAACUAGAGCAGGUCAACGCACGCGUUUUAAGGCUUUUGUCGCCAUUGGAGACAGCAAUGGGCACAUCGGACUGGGAGUGAAGUGCUCCAAGGAAGUGGCCACCGCCAUCCGCGGCGCCAUCAUUCUGGCAAAGCUGUCCGUUGUGCCGGUACGACGCGGUUACUGGGGCAACAAGAUCGGCAAGCCGCACACGGUGCCGUGCAAGGUCACCGGCAAGUGCGGCUCUGUACAGGUGCGCCUGAUCCCGGCGCCCAGGGGCACCGGCAUCGUGUCCGCUCCGGUACCCAAGAAGCUGCUUCAGAUGGCCGGCAUCGAGGACUGCUACACCUCGGCCAGAGGCUCCACCUGUACGCUCGGCAAUUUCGCCAAGGCCACGUACGCCGCGAUCGCCAAGACGUACGCGUACCUGACGCCCGACCUGUGGAAGGAGCAGGCGCUGGCCAAGGCGCCGUACCAGGAGUUCGCCGAGUAUCUGUCCAAGACUCACAAAGGAGCGUGCCGUUACUGUACGUCGCGCGCGAACCACCGUCGCGGAAGGACUCUGAUUUCGCUUGUGAGGGCGCGUAUCGCGCGCUUAUCACCGACCGCAGCUUCCGACAGCCACAACGCCAGGAUGUUCAAGAAAUUCAAGGACAAGCUCGCGGAGGAGAUGAAGCAGUCGCCCGCGAGGCUGCAGGCGAGCGUGCAACAACUGGCACAGGCAGUAGUGUCGCCGGCCCUGUCCAACAGCUCCAUUCAGGAAGUGUCGGCGUCGAAUGACAAUUUCAGUCUGACGGAGGAUGGGGACGAAACGCCAAAGAACACUCCGGCGAAACACAGCUUCCAAAAUGUUGACCUGAUGUCACCGUCGCCGAAUCGCGCGGAGAUCUCGAGAAGAUCCUCGGUGAGCAGCAUCACCAGCGACGCAUCCUCGUUGUUUCCGAUGUACGAGAGUCCUCCGAAUUUAUAUCAUUUACAGUCGGACAUGGAUCAGUCGGCUAGCGAAGUGGACGAUAAUAUCAGUCCUCAUCUCGACAGAGUUACGAAGGAUCAGCUGUACUCUGCUUACCGAAAGGUGCAAACCAAGUAUCACAAGUAUCGCGGCAGGUAUACGGAUCUGGCUGCGCACUAUCGCGAAUUGGACCGAGUGAAGAGCAGACUGGAGUCCGUGUUGGUCGAGACGCAGGACAAGGUUCUAAGGAGGAUAACCGACCUAAAGGAGCAAUGUCAAUUAGAGCAGCAGGCGAAGGCGCACUUGGAGGACGUGCUGAGGAACGACAUAGAGGAGAAGGAUCACAUUAUAAAUACGUUAAAUACAAAGAUAAAAUUGUUGCAAGCGAGCGGGCCGACGUUAGAGAAUUCGGUGACGGAAGACGCUCAACCUAAGGAGAUUUCUAAAGCGAAUCUGAUCGAUCUGACGAACGAGCCGUCUAACGAGGAGAGUGACGCGCUGUCGGUAGAAAAUGCUCAGUUAAAGGAUAAGCUGAAGAAGCUGGAGAGCCUCGUUUUGAAGUACAAGGAAUCCCUGAAGCGUAACAAGGAGAAAUUCGUGGAGGUGAUGAAGGAGAAGAACACUUUGGAGAACGAUCACGAGGCGCUGAAGAAUUCCACUGCCGAGAGGAUAAGCGCGACGGAGGGUGAAUUGAGCGAGGCGCGUGCCGAGAUUGGGAGACUGACCGAACAAAUAGACACUUUGCACAGACGCGAGGAGGAAGCGGCGAUCUCGUUGGCCGAGAACAAGCUCUCCGUGCACAGGGAGCUCGAGGAGAAGGAGGAGCAGAUCAAGCAGCUGCGAAUCGACCUGAAGCACGUGACGGAAGAUAAGGAGACUUCAAACGAGGCGGUGGCGAGAUACAAGGCCGAGUUGAGUGAACUGAAGUCCCUGCGUGCUGAUUCGAGUGUAGCCGCGGAUAAAAGCGCGACGGCACACGACGCGCCGAAGGAGAAGGUCGAAGCAGCGAAAUCUGCGCGACAAGCGAAACGUCGCCCCGAGAAAAUCGAUCACGGUGAGGGGACGGGAACGGAAGACGAGAACAGGCUGGACGAAGUGACGCUUCGUUUGCAGGAGAAGGAAGCCGAGUUGCAGGAAGUGCAGCAUAAAUUGGACGAGAUAGAGAAGCAAAAUGUGGAAUACAGGGAAACGCUGCGGAGCGAACUGCUUGCUUGCAAGACCGCACAUUCGGACCUGAAGCAGGAGUACGAUGCGCACAGGAUUGUCGCGGAGGAGAAACGGAAGGACGCCGACUCGACGAUCGAGAAGCUCCAAGCGACGGUGCAGAGCGUCGACAAGGAACUGGAGAACAUGAGGAGCGCGUUGAUCGACAGGGAUCAGGUGUGUGAAAAUUAUAAUAAAAAGGUCCAACAGUACACGGGCCUGGUCGAAAUGGCUAAGCAUAAAUUGACCGAGCAGGAAGCGGAGAUAAAAUCGCUGAAUGACAAAUUGCAGGAGCUCUCUGGGCUGCGAGAAGAGCUGGAGAACAAAAAGAUGGAAUUAAGCGCGAUGCAAAGUGAAUUGGAAUUCUGCAGAUCUACGGUCGACGACCUUAAGAACAAGAUUCAGGCGGACAGUUCGGUUAUAAAUUUACUGAAGAAAGAGAGGAGCGAUUUGAUAAAUCGUCUUAUUUAUUACAACGAUUGUACGCAGCGUUUAAAGCAGGACUGCAUGGACGUUAAAAGUGUCGUUACGGAGGAAUUCUCAAGUCAGAAGGCCAAGUUAUCGGACGUGAACGCGACCCUUGCCGUAUCUUUUGCAAAGCUCGAAGAGGAGAACGCAACACUGCGAUCCGAAGUGGAUGAAAUGCGUUCGAAGAUAACCGAUCUGGAGCAGCUUACGCUCAAAGAGGCAGAGUUGCAGUCGGAAUUCGCGCAAGUUACGAAUCGCAAACUCGCACUGGAAGCGGAACUGAGGGAGAGUAACGAACGAUUGAGAGAGAUGACGCUGAAGAGCGACCAGUACGACGAACUCAAUACAACGAACAACAAAUUGAUCGCCGAGAUCGAUAAUCUCAAUUUUAAAAUUCACGAUCUGGAGGCGGCGUCGCGCGAGUUGACGCAGUCGCAGCGGGAAGUCGAGGCCCUGCGAGAACGGCUAAGGGCGUUGGAGAAUCUUGAGUCUGCAAAUCACGCGUUGUCCGUCGAGAUCGACGAUCUGAGGGAGAAGCAUGCGCUAGCCAGUCGUGCCGUCAAGGAGGUGGAUGAAUUGAAAGUGAAGUUACGCGAGGCAACCGAAGUCAUUAGGUCGUACAAGUCGGAGAGCAGCGAUCACGACGCGCUGCGCGAGGAGCUGCGCGCCACGAGAUCGGAGAUCGCUCGCUUGAAGAGCGAUCUGGCGGAGAAGGAGGGCGAGAUAAAGACACGCGACGAGAAGCUGGCGAGCGAGGAGGAGCACGUCGUGCAUUUAAAGGCCACUUGCGACAGUCACAUACAGACGAUCGAGGAACACGUGCGGAAGUAUUUGAAUUUGGAAGCGGAGUACCAAGCGACGAGGGAGAAUCACGCGAAGGAAAUUGCCGAGUUGAUGGAGAACAACAAGGUGUUGCAGGAAACGGUGAACGUGAAGCUCGUGCAGUUGAAGAAGAUGAAAACUAUCAAGGAGCGGCAAGGUAAAACGAUCGAGGAGGCGCGAGCCGAGCUUGACGAAGCGAAGUCUCGGCAGGCGGAAUUGUCCAGCGUGUUGAAGACCACCGAGAAGCAGAUGGAGUCGCUGAAGUUGGAAAAUUCUCAGCUCGCGACGAUCACCCUGGAGAACAAAGAUCUGAAGGACAAGCACAACGAUCUGCUGAGCCGUAAUCAGAAGCUGCGCGAAGACGACGAGGAUCUGAAGCGGAAAAUCGCCGACUACGAGAAGGAGAUCGAGGCACUGCGUGGAACGGUGAAGAGUUACGUGGAAUCGUAUAAGUCUCAGCUGAACAGUCAGAGCGAGGCGGCUGAACGUCUGAGCAAUGAGCUAAGCGACGUUAACGCGCAGCUCGAACGUAAAGAUGCGGAAUUGAAUUCGCUUAGCGAGCGAUUGACGGCGAGCGAAAGAGAAUCGCGAGGAAUUAAAGAGAAACUCGACGAGCGGGACACCGAGCUGAAGGGUAAAAUUUCCGAGUUGGACACAGCCGUGACAAACGGCAACCUCGUGAGAGAGGAGAACGAGCGGCUUUCCGCGGAGUUGAAGUCGCUGAGGGAUGAAGUUGAAAGAAUGAAAGAUGUGGAGGGUAAGAAUGCACAGCUGAAAUCGGAGCUCGGCGAUAUGAUCCGAAAGAAUUCCGACGCCGAGGCGAUACGUUCGGAGUACAACGUGCUGAUCGCCGAGCGGAAAGCUCUGAAGGACAGAAUUGCCGAGUUGGAGAGUGCGAACUCCAGCAGCACGGAGUUGCGGACUCAUGUAAAUAAUUUACAGUCUAAGGUGUCCAGCUUGGAGGCUCUGCGGACGGAAAACUGUAGGCUGCAGUCGGAGAUCGACGCUCUGCAGUCCGCGAAGGAUUCGUCGUCGGAGGUGGGCGCCCUGAAGGAUUCACUGACGGCGAAAGACGCGGAGAUAAAAUUAUUGGAGGAUAAGAUAUCCAACAUGUCGCAAGAGAUUGGGAAUUUAAAACGGUUCUCCCUCGAAAUCGACGAAAGGAGAAAGGGCGCGGACACGCUGAGAAACUCGCUCGCGCUGUCGGAAGAGAAGACCGCUGGCCUGCAGUCGGAGAUCGAUUCCCUCGUACGGACGAACGAUGCGCUGCGAAAAGAAUUGGAAACCAUCCGCGAGAACGGAGACGCAAAAUGCCUGCAGCUCGAUAGCGACAAGUUGCGCGAGGAGAAUCAGCGAUUGGAGGCACAACUCGACGAAGCGUUGAUUACGUUCCAAGCGAAAGAGACGCAGAUGCAGUUGGCAAGCAACGAACUGAGAUCGCAGACUAAUCAGUUGAGGGAACAGCUGAAGACUAACGAGGAGGAACAAGGAAUGAGGCUGAAGCAGCUGGUGAAAGAGUUCCAAGCUCAGUUGCACGACAAGGAAGAGGAGCUCCAAGCCGCGUUGGAGAAACGUUUCGAUCGUCAACACAACUUCGAGUCGAAUAUUGUGCAGCAGUAUAAGGAACAAUUGAAAGACUGUCAAAUAGAGCUGACAGAGAAGUCCGAGCAGCUCGAGAGCCUCGCUCUGGAGAAGAAGGACGAGGUAGCGGAGAAGGGAAAGGAUAUUGAGCGCUUAGUAAAAACAAUCGUGCAGAUUAAAGAGGAGCACACUAAUGAGAUAAAAGAAAUAGAGAAAAAGUGGAAGGCUAUAGUGCAGCAGAGAAUCGACAAUCUGCAAGUUAAACACGACGAUGAAUUGAAUGAACUAACAAAAGAAUGGCAGAACGAAAGAAAGCCUGAUGCACAGACUGACGCAGCUUCCGAGGAAUUGGAGAGCACUUCGCGCGUGGCGAUGGCCGCAAUACAAACGAGCACCGGCUCGAUUCACACCAUGCAGCAGACCCUGACGUCUCAAAGGCGCGAAAUCGCCGAGCUCAGGAAACUGGUGAACCUGCGGCACGAUACACUGGAAGACUCGACGGAGAUCGAGUACCUUAGGAAUAUUCUGUUCGAGUAUAUGAUGGGAAGGGAGACGAUGGUGCUCGCCAGAGUGAUCGCCGCCGUCGUCAAGUUCGAUCAAGAGCAAACCACGAAGAUACUUAAGAAGGAGGAGGAUAAGUUAACUCUGUUUGGGUCGCUUGGUCUCACGUAGUCCGAGAUGUACGACUUUUCUGUAUAGAAGAAUUCUAUAGGCAAUUGACGUGUUUCUCUGCCUGUGUAUCCUAGGUUUCUACAGGUCGCACGCGCGAGUUGUACCUUCGGUUCUAUACAUAUAUAUAUAUAUAUUGUAUAAUGAAGAAACAAGAAUUUGUACAAACUAGCUACAAUAUGUAAAAUUUGCAGAUUUUUAUAAAUAUUAAUUUAACAGAAUGUUAUCGUAUGUGAGAAGGCUUAUAUAUAAUAUAGAAAUAUAUAAUGUACAAAA